Messenger RNA from Plasmodium gaboni, 2344 nucleotides. RefSeq lists its product as hypothetical. Gene Ontology annotation, molecular function: guanyl-nucleotide exchange factor activity. The transcript is spliced from 2 exons. NCBI's taxonomy places the organism in Eukaryota, Apicomplexa, Aconoidasida, Haemosporida, Plasmodiidae. Gene Ontology annotation, cellular component: cytoplasm. The annotation marks the transcript as partial. The record is from RefSeq and is a predicted model, not a curated record.
UAAAUAUGAUGAUAGAAAUAUAAAAAAUAAUAAUAUUUGUAAAGAUUUAAAAAAUAAUAAUUUUUUUUUUUAUAUUUACAAUAUAAAACCUAUUUUAAAAAAAGAUAAAGAAAAUAAAAAUGUAUGGUAUUAUGAUAUAAUAAAAAUAAAUGAAAAUGAAAAUGAAAAUAUAAAAAAAAAAGAGUUCAAAUAUAAAAAUAUUAAUAAAUACUUUUAUGGAAAUAAUAUAUUCUUUGCAAUAAAUAAUAUAAAUGAUAUAUAUAUGUGGAAAGAAAAAGAAGAAUACAACAAAAAAAAUAUAGAAAAAAAAAAAAAAAAAUUUAUUUAUAAUCCUACAGAUAGUAGUAAAUCACAAUAUAGUGAAUAUCAUUAUAUUCAUAAUAAUAAUUUCUAUAUAUCUGGCUUUGUCAAAUAUUUAUAUUUUGGAGACAAAGUAAAUAUUGAAUUUAUAUCAUGUGGAAAUAAUCACACACUUUUUCUAUCAAAAGAUAAAAACUGUUAUGGUAUUGGCUGUAAUAAAUUCUAUCAAAUAAAUUAUCAUAAAGAUAGAAAUAAAACAAAACCUUUUUUUGAUCAACCUAUUAUUAUAUAUAUUACAAAUAAAAAAAAAAAAAAAAAAAAAGAUAUAAAAUAUAUUGCAGCUGGAUAUAGUCAUAAUUUAAUAUGUACUUAUAAAAAUGAAAUAUAUGCAUGGGGUAAUAAUAUUUAUCAUCAAAUUUUUACAAAUAGACAAAAUGUUGUUAAAAAACCAACAUUAAUAUUAAACAAAAGAAAAAUAAUAAAUAUAAUAAAAAAUAAAAAUAAUAAAAAAAAAAAAAAUAAUAAAAAUAAUAAAAAAAUUAUAAAUAUUAAAAAUAAUAAUAACCAAUUUGGGGUCUUAAAAAUAUGCUGUGGAUUUUCUUUUUCUUGUAUCCUCUUGAAAAAUAAAAAAUGUUAUCUCAUAGGCAAAACAUAUUCAAAUAUAAAAUUAAUAAAAAAAAAAAAUAAAAUAAUAAAUAACAAGAAAUCAUAUCAUCAUCAUAAUAAUUAUUAUUAUAAUACAAAUCAAAUGUGUGAAAAAAAAGCUAUUUCACUCAUACAAAUAUGUAAAAACAAAAAAAUUGAUGACAUAUAUUCCACUUUUUAUGACAUCGUUCUUGUUGAAAAUCUUAAACUAUCUAACCUAUUCCCAACAAUUAUUCAUCCACAAAAAAAAAAGAAAAAGGUUUAUCUAUUCUUUAAUUUUAAAAUCAAAAAAAGCAUCUCCUAUCAAAUUAUGUUAAAUAAUUACUGCAUGAAAGUUAUAAAAAAUGAAAUGGGUAAGAUUCAAAUAAAAAACAAAUGUAAACAAAUACAAUCAAAUAUUUUACCAACUCACAAAAGUUAUGAUAAUGAUGAUAAUGAUGAUAAUGAUGAUAAUGAUAAUAAUAAUAAUAAUGAUAAUAAUAAUAAUAAUAUUAAUCAUAAUAAUAAUAAUAAUAAUAUGCAAAUUUUGUUCCAUUUUAAUUAUCCCCCUUUUAAUGACAAAUCCAACCCAUUAUGUUUACAACAAAUGUUUGAUGUUGAUUCGAAGAAAUUCAAAAAAAUAAAAGCCAAACAUAUAUUUCCAUAUAUAAUAAAUAAUAAUAUGAUAAAUAAAAAAUUAUAUUUAACCUUAUAUAAUAAUAAUACAUACAUACAUUUUUAUAAGAAAUAUCUUAUGUUGUCAUCAUAUAAAGGAAUAAUCAAAAAUAUCAUACCAAAUAAUUGUGCAUUAAAAAAAAAAAUUAAAAUAAAAUUAAUUAUAAAUAAAGUUCCUAUUUAUAUAAACAAAAAAUUUAUUUCUAUACUUUUCUAUUUUAAAGCACAUGGACAAAAAGAUAAUAUUCUAUUGAAUAAAGGCAAAAUGAAUAAAAAUAAAAAAAGUAUUUAUACAAAUAUUAUAUUACCUACAUAUAAUCAUAAUGAUAACAUAUUUUUAAGUAAUACUCAUAAUCAUUUUAAUAUAUGUGAAAUAUAUUUUUCACUUGGUUAUCACUUCUAUAAAUCUUCAUUCCCUAUUAUUAUCAUUAAACCAGAUAUAUUAAAUAUUAGUCCAAGUUAUGUUUCUAUAAAUAAUAAUAAUUCUAUAUAUAUUAACAUGUUACACCUCUCAAGUAAUUUUCAUACUAUUCAUGUUAUUUUAUAUAAUACUCAUUUGAGUUGUAUUUAUAGAAAGGCAUACUACGAUGAAAGGACAGAAAAUUAUUUUUUCUCCUUACCCUUAAUACCUCUGACAUUAUUUCAAAAAAUUAAAUCAGAAUUCAUAAAAUUUCAAGUCUUUGCCUCAUAUAACAAUGUCGAAUACAGCCAAAACGACAUACUUUUAACAGUUACAAAAUUUUAA